UAUUGAUUUGACCAAUUUAUGAGUGAAAUGUUAAAGUUCCUACUGUUUUUAUUAACUUUCUGGCGGUUUGAAAAGAGACUGGAAUGUGAUGAAAGAAUUUUGGGAGAAAAUAUAUUUCGUACCCCACCACGAUGGCCAAGCGCAGGGCCGGGCCUAGCCGGGUGAUAGCAUGUUUCUUACAGGGGAUAUUGGGAGUUUCAGUACUCUGUAAGGCGUAAAGAUGGCGAGUUUCUCUGAUAACCGUUCUGAAGCAGCCCAAUGCAGCAACAGUAGGGACCGCCGGAGCAGCAGCAGUAAGCCUCACAUAUCAUGCCACAGUCCACUCAAACCAAGCUACCUUCCUCCUGAAGAUAGAAUUGUCCGCUGGGCAAGCUGGGAAACUCUGAAUUUUAGAUAUAAAGCCCCCCUCAAGCCUUCUAGAAAACCAGGUUCAGCAUCAGGAUCCAAGAAGAAGCAAGUAAAGCCCAAGAAAGAGGCAAGCAAAAGUGGCUGCCAAGACUCCAAAAAGUACCAUUCCAAACAGAAAAAAGAUCCUGAUAAAACAGAUCAUCAGGAAGCAAUGGCAGAGUCAGACACCCCUUGUGUUGCUGCCGCAGCAGAGGACAGCACCUCUUGUGCAGAUGGUCCUCUGACCUCUGAUGACCUGGAGCAUGCUGGCUGUCACGUCAGUGCAUUGCCCCAAUGCUGCUUGCUCCGGAUCUUCAGCUACCUACCCAUCGGUGAUCUCUUGAGGACGGGCUUGGUUUGCCAGGCAUGGCGUCAGCUUUCACUGGAUAAGAGCAUCUGGAGAAGUGUGGCUCUUGAAGAUGCCAACAUUUUGAGCUGGAAGAGAGCAGCCAAGGCCUUCCAGAUCCACGGCACCAUUGCCCUAGAUUUUUACAACAUGGAGAACAAAGGAACAGCCAACUGGGACAGCAUGUACUGCGUUUUUAAGAAGCUGCCUGGCUUGCAGUACCUGCGCUUUGGGUAUGUCUACACAGGCUUACUUACGAAGAUCAUCCAGCACCUCCCUGACUUGAAGGUUCUAGAAGUCUGCUGGCUUACUGAUGAGAACUCAGAACCCUUGGAUGGAGUUACCUUUGACCUUGGGAAAUUGAGCAAACUAAUCCAUCUGGAGGAGCUAAAGAUCCGAUCAGUCAGCAGCCUGCUACAAGCCUCCAUGUCUUUCUCUGGUGGCCUGGCAAGCAUAGAAAAGCUGAAACAUCUACGGAAGUUGUCACUGACAAGUCUACACGAAUCGAGGAUCAUGCCAUCUGAAUAUCAGUUCUUGAAUAAGCUGCCAGAUCUUGUGGAGCUAGAACUUGGAGACUGUGGCAACUGGAGGGCAGAGACAUACAGUAUCUUGGGUAAACUGACCAACCUGCGUAGUUUAAGACUGGAGAAUGGAGGUUGCUGGUGUGAUGAGGAUUUUACACCACAGUGUACAUGCAAUAUCUCAGAGUCACUUCGAAAAUUGACAGGGUUAGAGAAGCUAGAACUUAUCAUGUACACCAUGCCGAGCGACAUCAACCCUGCGUUGCAGUGCCUGGUCAAGCUGCAGUCUCUCACCUUUUGGCCCAUGGUCUGUCUACGAGGUCAUGUGAUGGGACCUUGUGCCGCAGGAUGUGAAGCGCCGCUGAUUCAGACCAAUUUGGACAGGUGCAAUGCCCUGGGCAAUCUUAGGCACCUGUGCCAGUUGACCUGGGGGGUCCCCAUCAUCACCUUUGACACCCCGAGGCAGGACUACCCAUACAAUGUAACCACAGAGACGGCCGUCAAGAGCGCAGCGGUGCGGUCCCUCACCGAGAUACUGGCCAAGCAGCUGCCAGAGACGGCCGUCAACAUCUUGAUCGUGCCGGUGGUCAUGAGCAAGGACCACUACGAGCACUCGUUUUUCGACUUGGCCGACGAUGAUGAUGACUCAAGCGGCUGGAGCUCGGACAGCGAGUACUGGGACACGGAUGACUCAGACAGCGACGGAGACCACGGAUGUGCAAUGGACUUUGGUAUUCCAUUCGGCUAUUAAGUGCACUGGUUCUGGACGAGUGAGAGUUCGUUAGUACAAUGGAUGAGUGAGCAGUUCAUUAGCUACAUUGUCCCUCUGGGCCAAUACGUCACACGUUUACUCACACAUCCUUACACAGCUAUACUUGUGGGGUAUUCCCUUUGUUCUUGUGUACAAAACUCCCACACAACAUGCAAAAAAAU
Messenger RNA from Acanthaster planci (crown-of-thorns starfish), 2187 nucleotides. RefSeq lists its product as uncharacterized. The record is from RefSeq and is a predicted model, not a curated record. NCBI's taxonomy places the organism in Eukaryota, Metazoa, Echinodermata, Asteroidea, Valvatida, Acanthasteridae. Gene Ontology annotation, molecular function: protein binding.